Messenger RNA from Mycotypha africana, 561 nucleotides. RefSeq lists its product as uncharacterized. Lineage: Eukaryota; Fungi; Mucoromycota; Mucoromycetes; Mucorales; Mycotyphaceae. Gene Ontology annotation, cellular component: membrane. The record is from RefSeq and is a predicted model, not a curated record. Bases 1 to 561 code for a protein of 186 amino acids. Gene Ontology annotation, biological process: vesicle-mediated transport. The transcript has 10 exons.
AUGACCACAGAAACUAUGUUGUUCACAUCGGGUGACUCUAUGCUUAAUAAUGGAACCAGCCAAGGACAAAGGAUGGCUGAUUUCCUGAUGAACAUAGCAGAAAGAGAGAGAGACUUGGGUUUAUGUAUGGGACUUUUUGACGAAAUAAAAUCAAGAAAUUGCGCACUUUACGGUCAAUGGUUUGGCAUUAUAUCCAUUAUUUUAUUAAUCGCACUAGGCAUUGUUGGAUUUAUCAGCCAUAUCGUGUUCAGUAUUGUUGGAUGGGUCAUUGCUUUUAUUCUUAUCUUUGUCGAAGUACCAUUAUGUUUAAGGAUGUGUCCAACAAGCCCGAAAUUUGAUAGCUUUAUCGCCUAUUUUGAAAACUGUUACUUUCGCGCGAUUAUGUAUUUAGUAUUUGCGGUUGUCAUGUUUCUUUCUACUCUGAUGAAUACAGGUCCUCUUGUGGCAUGUGGUGUUACUUUAUUACUCGGUGCGAUCUGUUAUGGUGUUGCUGCUUUCUCUGGUCAAGCAUUCGCUAGCUCCAAGUUUUUGGGAGGUACAGGAGUUGACAAUGUCGUUUAG